Erythranthe guttata (spotted monkey flower) is the source of this 2200-nucleotide messenger RNA. RefSeq names its product cysteine--tRNA ligase 2, cytoplasmic. Gene Ontology annotation, biological process: cysteinyl-tRNA aminoacylation. Gene Ontology annotation, cellular component: cytoplasm. Gene Ontology annotation, molecular function: cysteine-tRNA ligase activity; ATP binding. The record is from RefSeq and is a predicted model, not a curated record. NCBI's taxonomy places the organism in Eukaryota, Viridiplantae, Streptophyta, Magnoliopsida, Lamiales, Phrymaceae.
ACAUUAAAUAAGAUAUGUACAAGUACAUACCAUGCCAAAAUUUAGAUUACAAAUUUCGUCAAUUAAUUCCUAGAUAGCGUAGAUUAUUUUCCAUAGAUUUCUCACCGUGGCAGUUCAUUUCACACGUGCAGGCAUGUACGUGCGGAUAAAUAAUAAAUAAAUAGUAUAAAAUAGAAAACGCCGUCGUCUAUGUAAAAUUAGGGUUUUGUUUCUGGAUUUCCGGUUUGCAACAAAAACAACAGCAAAACCCUCCGAAUUGAAAUUAUCCGAUCCAUCAAUCGGAAAAUCUCUUUCAAAUUUCUGUUGAUUUGAGAAGAAAUGGCGAAGGAGAGGCCGGAAUUUCAGCUGUAUAACAGUAUGACGAAGCAGAAAGAGAUUUUCAAGCCCAUAGUUGAGGGCAAAGUCGGAAUGUAUAUUUGCGGUGUCACUUCUUACGACCUCAGCCAUAUCGGCCACGCGCGUGCCUACGUGGCGUUCGAUGUUCUCUACAGAUAUCUGAAAUAUUUGGGCUAUGAGGUUGUUUAUGUGCGCAAUUUCACUGAUGUUGAUGACAAGAUUAUCAAUAGAGCAAAUGAGCGUGGAGAAGAUCCAAAAGCAUUGAGUUGGCGUUUUUGCGAAGAGUUUCUCAGUGACAUGGCUGAUCUCCAGUGCCUUCUUCCUACCCACCAGCCUCGUGUUACUGAUCAUAUUGAACAAAUCAAAGACAUGAUAGCUCAGAUUAUCAGCAAUGGCUGUGGUUAUGCUGUAGAUGGAAAUGUAUUCUUCUCUGUCGACAAUUUCCCGAGUUAUGGCCUUCUAUCCGGAAGGAAGCUUGAAAACAAUAGAGCUGGUGAACGAGUUGCUGUUGAUAUUAGAAAGCAAAACCCUUUUGAUUUUGCUUUGUGGAAGGCUGCAAAGCCAGGAGAGCCAUUUUGGGACAGCCCGUGGGGUCCAGGAAGGCCAGGGUGGCACAUAGAGUGCAGUGCCAUGAGUGCUCAUUAUUUGACGCAUGCAUUUGAUAUUCAUGGUGGAGGGAUGGAUUUAAUCUUUCCCCAUCACGAAAACGAGAUUGCUCAGAGCUGUGCUGCUUGCCCGGAGAGCAAAGUUAAUUACUGGAUACAUAACGGUUUUGUUACUGCUAAUGACGAGAAAAUGUCUAAAUCCGUUGGUAACUUCUUCACAAUUCGCGAGGUUACGGAGUUGUACCAUCCACUUGCAUUGAGGUAUUUCCUGUUGGGAACUCACUACCGUUCUCCUGUCAACUAUUCGAUAUCGCAGAUAGAAAUUGCUUCAGAAUCUCUUUUCUAUAUAUAUCAGACUUUGCAAGAUUGUGCAGACGCAUUGUUACCUUUGAGGGAAGAAAGUGACACAAACGGGAAAAAAGCCCGUAUCAGCCCUGCUGCCCAAGAAUGCAUCAAUAAGCUGCGUAGUGAUUUUGAGACAAAGUUAGCUGAUGAUUUGCACACACCAUCCAUCCUAAAUUCAUCUCUUAUAGAAUCAUUCAGAUUUAUCAACACUUCCCUAAACAUGCUCAAGAAGAAGCAGCAGAAGCAACAGCAAUUAUCCAUUGUGAAGGCCCUCAUCGAUCUAGAGAAACAAAUCAAAGACAUCUUGGAUGCUCUCGGAUUGCUUUCCAGUUCAACUUACAACGAGGUUCUGCAACAACUAAAACUCAAAGCCCUGAAAAGGGCUGGACUGACAGAAGAAGAUGUUCUACACUCUAUCGAGGAAAGAAUGCUAGCCCGUAAAAACAAAGAGUUCUCAAGAGGUGACGAGAUAAGGAGCGAUCUUGCAGCCAAGGGAAUUGCGUUAAUGGAUGUGGGCAGUGAAACUGUUUGGAGGCCUUGUGUGCCUGUACAACAAGAACAGCCUGCUGUACAACCUCGACAAGAGAAACCUGUUGUACAACAAGAGCAGCCUGUUGUACAACCCCAAGAGGAGAAACCUGUUGUUGUCACUAAUGAACAAGCAAAUCCUCCUCCGUCGUCAGCUGAUAAAUAGGGGCUCAUCGAAUCUUAGCUUGUGAACUAGUAAGUUAUAGCUACAAAUCACGAACUAUAUACGGAGUUACAAUUUUGUGUUGAUUUCGACAAUAUUGCGAUGUUGGUGGGUUUUCUUGAAUCUUCUAUUGAACUGACUGGACCGUUGAUGGAGACCCAAUUAAAGGCAUAGAACUGGUUUAUAUUCUCUUUUAAAGUUAAAUGGAAAUCUUAAUUUGUUU